This is a messenger RNA of Selaginella moellendorffii, 6315 nucleotides long. RefSeq names its product chromatin modification-related protein EAF1 A-like. The record is from RefSeq and is a predicted model, not a curated record. NCBI's taxonomy places the organism in Eukaryota, Viridiplantae, Streptophyta, Lycopodiopsida, Selaginellales, Selaginellaceae. Bases 817 to 5907 code for a protein of 1696 amino acids. The transcript is spliced from 20 exons. Gene Ontology annotation, cellular component: NuA4 histone acetyltransferase complex.
ACAGGUCUAGACACACCAGAGUGUGAGCAAGCACGGGGUUACACUAACCCCCCGCGACGCCACCCGUAGAGGAGAUCCCCCCACUCUGCCCUCCGAUCUCACGCUCGACACCAUUUCUUCCCCGCCCAGGGCGCCAUUGGGAGUGCAAUGACACCAAUUGGAUUGCGAGAAGGAUGAUCCGCCAGCGCCGGAUCACGCGCGGCCUCUAGGGCUUUUGGAUUGGAGUCAGGGAUUGGGAUUCUACGGGCUGCUGCUGCUGCCAGGGAGAUUUCUAUCGCUGUGGCCAGGUAUUUCGAUCGAUUUCCUUCUCUGCCCUGCUGCCUCGUUUGAGAAUAGGUUUUUUAGGGUUUGUGGGGAGAGUAGGGGUGUUUGAGAGGGAGGAAAUCCUGCAAUUCGAAGUGGCAGCGGCUGGCCAGGGGCUGUGAAUCGCAGCACAUCCUCGGGGGGUUUAGGGAAUUGCGAUUUGGGACGUGGGCACUGGAUGCCCAGCUACGAUUUGGACGUUGAUAUUCGACGAAUCAAACAGGAAUAAUAUAGCUCGGGUGGGGGAGUUCCAGUGUAGAGGCUCUCGUCUGGGCUAGUUCCUUCGUUGGAUUUUUUUUUUUCUCUCUGGGAGGGAGCUGGUGCAGGGAUUGGAUUUUUUUUUUCUCUGGGUUCUUCCAAGUCGCAGUUUCUGAUGGAGAUAUAUUUUUUCUAGCCACCAGGAGGAAGUAAGUUUGAUGGUGGCGACUCGGUGUUCAUGGUAACUUUGGAUCGAGGAGAGACCCUUGGUCAGUGCCAGGGUCGCGAUUCAUAGUCAAUGUGGAGGAAGGUUCCAUGGGCGGAGGAUCUGGUGCUGCAACCAACGUAGACAGCAUACCAUCUCCCCGCCGAGCUGCCAUAGACAAAGCUCAGGCAGAACUCAGGUUAGAAGUGACUGUAAGAGAAGAGCUAAGCAAAGAGCUUGAUUUCCUAGAAAAGGGUGGAAAUCCGCUAGAUUAUAAAUUCGGUGAGUCGCUACUACCUCGUUUUGCUGCUCAAGUGUUGUCGAGUGAACUAGACGACUUGUGUGCCCGAAACACAAACUGUUCUUCCCUCGAAAAUGGUAGAUACGUAGAGCAGGAAACUGCUAGUUGCCGUGUGACGGGAGAGGUUCUUGAAAACGGCUCGGCAGAGACUCCUGGACAUGUCAGUGACGGGCCUGUUUUUAAACACAGAGAUCACGACGAGGUUCUGGGGGUUGAAGGACGAAAGAAUCAGACGUCUACGAAAAAAUUAAAGCAGAAGGAAUUCGGCAAUGGGCACGCGGCUUCAAAGUAUCUUCCCUGCGACACGGAUCAGUCAUCCAUGUGUAGAUUUCAAGUCCCUCCAACGUGCUCUGCGGAUGUUCAAGAGGUUGGAACUUGUGUUUCACCGGGAAACGAUGGAAGCGUGCAAGACGAACGCAAAGAAAACAAGGACAUUUCGGAUGACUAUGCGAGACAAAAAGCAAUGGAACAGUCUACAAACGAAGAAAUCAACCCUGCAAGUUCUGCGGAGGCUAAGCAAGACGGGAAGGGAGUAGAGGAACAAAGCGAAGGCGAUAAAACUCGAGAUGUAGCACGGCCUUCAGAACCGUGCCCUUCGGGACUUUCUACGGAUGCAUCGGUACAGAAAAAUGAAGCGUCAGACAAACAGAAACCAGUUUCUGAGAAAGCGCAAGAAGAUAUGAUCUUAGAGGCAGCUGAAACUAUCAAGGCUGCCCAAAAACAUACGAUGGAGUUUUCAAGACACAAGCCUGGUUCUGAACCAGCAAGGCAGAAAUCGCACUGGGACUUUGUUCUGGAAGAGAUGUCAUGGAUGGCUAAUGACUUUAUGCAGGAGCGCUUGUGGAAGACAGCGGCUGCUGCACAGGUUUGCCGCUGGACGGCUCAACGGUCGCAGCAGACAAAGGUUGCCGAUACUGAUUUGAAGAAGAACAAAAAGAGGAUCGCGCAUGUACUGGCAAAUAUCGUGACAAGAUAUUGGCAGUCAGCGGCUGCCUUGACGCAAAAGCCUGACGAGUUGUCCAUCAAGAAAAAUGAUGAUUGCGAAGCAGUUCCUAUGGACGUAGAUGGUCCUGCGCCGACGGAAAAGCGUCGUCCCAUCCACAAGUAUGUCAUGCGAGCGUCAACUGAUUUAGAGCUGCCAAAAACUCCUCAAUUUGUCCCGGAUAGCUUGUUUCUCAUGGAGCAAUUUCCCGAGGAAAGCUUGGUUUUUAUCGUGUCGGACGGCGCCUUGGAGACUUACCGGCUUUCUAUUGAGAAGAACUGGGAUGCUUUUGUGAGUGAGAAGCUUUUACAGGACAGUCUCAACGAUCAACGUUUAUCUGGCAUGUGUUCUGAGUUAGACCUGUAUGGAGACGAUUCAAGGUCGUUUGGUAGUCGGACAUCACCAAAGCUACCUGACGAUGAUUACGGGAUGCACUACAUGCCGGGUGACUUGACCAUAUCAAAGAAAAAGAGGAAGAGAAUUCUCAAGGCGCAGACACCUAAAGCUUACGACGGUCUGUCACAAGGUGGUUAUUGUGAUGGGAGUAAUCGGCUCGCAUCGCCCGCGAAAAGGCCUACCGCUGGUGCAGCUAGUUCCAUCGGAGUUAUUCCUACGAAACGCAUGCGAACAUCAGCAGUAGUUGCUCGACAACGUGCAGCGUCGACUACAUUGUCUCCUGGUGCACACAGAGGGAACGCGUCCUCGGCUUCCACGAACUCCCAGCAGGAAGACCUCCUUGGAUUUCCUGACAGCCGAGCUAGUGAGGGUGACUCCGUGGGUCCGAGAAAGGGUGGGCUGGGCACAAGCUCUCUCCGGUUCAAGAAGAAGAAGAAGACGAAAGCUUUCCACUCCGACUUCUCAACGGAUGCUAUAUCGAACUCUCAUCUUUCAAAAACUGACGCUGAACUUAAUCAGCUUGAACAGGACCAGCUCAAACGCAAAAGUGACCAGUACAGUCCACUGUCAUCCGAGCAUGAUACACCUGGGACACCAGGGUCACAAGGUGUUGUCAGUAUGCAUCCUAUGAAGAAAUUGAAAUCUUCAAAGCAUUCUCCUGACUUUGCGGAAGCUGGGCCUUCAGCAACCGGUCUCAACCUGACCACUUCGAGUAAAAUUUUGAGACAAAAUAGCGCUCGUGAUAGAAUACGGCGAAACAAAGCGACCAAGGGCUUCAUUCAGUCGUCAAUCAAUCCUCCAGGAGUUGGUAUUCCCUGGUCAGCUACCGAGGAUCAGGCAAUUUUGGCACUUGUGCAUGAUCUUGGUCCGAAUUGGGAGCUUGUAAGUGACGUAUUGAGCUCCAGCUCCCAGCUAAAGGGCAUUUUCCGGAAACCAAAAGAUUGUAAAGACAGACACAAGUCUCUUUUGGACAGAUUAUCCAAUGAUAAUGGAGACAACGAUGAGCCGGGAACAUCAAUGCCGAAGCAGCAAAGUACGCGUGUCUUCUUGCAACGUUUACAGGGGCCGAUGGAAGAAGACACUGUAAAAGUGCACCUUGAGCGGAUUGUGAAUAUUGUGCAGGCUCACCGCUCAAAGCAGCAACAGAACGACACGUUAGAAAACCAGGAACUUUUACCUGUGCACGCAUCUCAUUUAAGUACAGCAUCUCAAUUCAGUCUGUCCGGUGUGCCUCUCAGUCCUUUGGAUCUUUGCGAGCAUCCGAUGUCAAAUGGAGACAUCCCUGCGCAUGGCUAUUCACUGCCUCAGCACCCGGGACUCAACAUGCCAGGCGUUAUGGCACCUAAUGGCUUGCGACCAAACUCGGCUGGUCUUCCUUUGCUCCCACAUCUGGGUUCUAUGGUCUCUCCAGGCUCCGCUGCAAUUAACGCGGCUGCUGCACGAGACGCUCAAAGGAUGGCUGCUUCGAUGCGUCCCUUGUCGGCAGAGGAGCAGAGGCUACGGUACACUCGGAUGGUUACGGGACGUAGCUUGCAACCUCAAGCAAACUCCCCUGGUAACUUGCCAAUGGCAAGUUUGCCAAAUUCAAGUGACUGCUCAAUGCCGAUGCUACCUUCUGGUAACACAGCAGGCUUGAUGGGCUUGAACAGAGGCGGCUUGUCGCUACCGAGGCCAACCAUGCCGGGCAUGAUACCACCAGGACCUUCACCAGGACUGAUGCCUCCCGGUGGAGUUGCUUUGCCCGCGUCAGGUUCCAUGAUGGCAGGUGGUAUACCGAGCCCUGCGAAUUUUAUGAAACGGGCAAGAGACGCAACUCAGCUGAUCCGGUCUGGCCGCUGCACGGAGGAGCAAAAGCAGCAUAUUAUCCAAGAGCUGCAGCACCAAGCUGCUCAAGGUAAUCCUCAGGCAGUUGCUGCUUUGAACACUCUAAGUUCAAACAACAUGAACCUUUCCAAUCCAAUGGUCUCUUCACCAACUCAAAGUUUCGCACCUCAACAGCAGCAACAUUUGAGCCCGCAGCAGCAAAGCCAGCAGCAGCAGCACCAGCAGUAUUUGCAAGCGGUCCGUUUGGUCAACGAAAGACAACAACAGCAGCAGCAACAGCAGCAGCAGCAAAAAAGAAUUUUCCAGCAGCCAAACAACUUGUUGCAGCAGCAUCAGCUUGGAAUGUUGACACAGCAGCAGCAGCCUUUGCUCCCGUCCCAGCAAGCGCAGCAGCUAUCUCCGAGCCAGCAGCAGCAGUCGCCGGUGUUGCCAGGAGCGCAACACCCGCAACAGCCAACGCCAGCACAAAUGGGACAGCUCUCAGGCCAGCAAAAGGUACAGGUACCAACACAAAAGCAGUCAUUAACAAAACAACCAAGUUUCCAACAGCAGCAGCUCUUGCAGGUCCAGCAACAAUCCAAAGUGGGUAAGAACAACGCGAGCGGCCGGGGAGUCGCAACACACUCAGCUCUGAUGCCGGGGAGCCAGCAAACAGCCAACUCUCAGCUGCCAAGCCCGCCAGGAACGGCUCAAGCUGGCCAAGCGCAACAAAGAAGUUUGGCGAUGCAGCAAGCCGGGAAGCAAGCCAGCAUGAGCCAGCCUGGUAAGGUUUCGGGACAAAGCCAGGGGGGACAACUCACGCAAGGCACCGCUGGACAAACUUCGCAGCAAAAGAGUCUUCAGAAGCAAUCGCCGCAGGGAGCAUCUCCGGUGCCAGCAGCUCCGUCGACGCCACCUCCGCAGCAGCAAACUACGCCGGCUACUUCAGCUGCUGCACCGCCAGCUUCUCAACAGCCAGCUUCGACGACUACGCAAGCUCAAAUCCAACGAAGGCAGCAGCAGCAACAACAACAACAGCAGCAGCAGCAGCAGCCACAAUCACAGCAAGCUCCACAGGCUAGAAAGUCACAGCAAAAACAGGCCAGUGCGCUACAAGCCCCUGGGAAGAACACUACGCAGCCGCUGGGUGGCUCAAACACGGGCAGUGGUCCCAUGAGCAUUGGAACCAGCAGCUCGGGAUUGCCUCCUCAAGCAGCGUUGGCUCCGAGCGCAGCGGGGUCAUGGAAACCAGGCCAGAACUUCCCCGGCAUGUACAAUCUAACGAGGAGCACCAGCGGUGGCGCUAACCAAGGCAGUGCCAAUGGAAACGGUGGAGUGGCACAAAACCAAGUUGGCACAGCAGCGAAGCUCGGUAUUGUCCCGGCUGUGAAUGGGAGAACUCUGGCACAGCAACAGCAGGGAAGUGGUGCUGCUCAAAGGCCUGUCCAGCAGCAGCAGCAGCAAAGCUUACCAGUGCCAGUGCCUGUCCCGACGAACACGAUGAAUUCUACGAGAGCGGCAAGGCCAUCCUCGGUGCUUCCCAGCUCGCCAUCUUUCCCAGGAACGCCGGUGCCAAGUUUGAGUCAUGGUGUACAGCCAAGACAAGUCCAUGGCGGAGCACAAAGGCCAACGACGAACGGUUCUAGUAAUCCGUCAGUGACCGCGAGUGCCACUGCUGCUCCUCCAAGCGUUGUAACAUCCUCGAGCUCCCCACGGUAGCGAUCUCUCCAGUGUAAUUUUUGCUGCUUCCAGCCCACCCAUUGUUUCUUCCUCUUCCUCUCUUUUUUUUUGCGUUCUUCCUUCGCUUUUCUUCCGAGUCUGAUUUGCAGGCUACCCGGCUGACUUUAAACUUGGCUGCUUGAUCGCUGCUGUUGUUGUUUUGUUUUUGUUUUUUUUUUCGCGCUGAUGGAUGAAAAAAAAGAGAGAGAGACACCGACGAGAAGAGGACGACGCUGUUGUUGCUGACGGGUUUGUAUUGUAUUGACUUUAAACUUCCUUUUGAGCUGAAGGCCAGUGGGAUGAGUGUGUAUAUUUGUUUUGCUUUUUUUUUGGGAGCCCAAGUUCCUGCUAGGAUGUAUCAGCAGAAAUUUGAAAACAAAAACAUGAAGAUUUUUGCCUUUCAAAAGA